AUGUUUUUGAGAAAGUUACAAGUGCAAACAAGUGCAAAACAAUUAGAUAUUCAUGUUCGCACCGCUCAAAGAUGGUCUGACAAUAUGUUUAUAAAGCGUAAGAAAACCGGUCGCUCGAGCAUACUUCAUGAAGAACACAAGCAAGUGAUCUUGGAGUACAUAGAUGAGAAUCCUUCAGCCGCCUUGGAGCAAUCAAAGAAGGAGGAGAACAACAUCCGCAGCAGUCCGUUUCCAAGGCUGAGCACUAAAAAUUAUCUUGAGCUGGAAGAGCUAGAACCCGAACAGAUUUAUGUGAUUCCGAAUUUCUUGAAUGCCAAGGAAUGUGAAUCAGUCAUCACUUACUUUACAAAACACUUGCCUCCCAAGGAGAACACGUCCACACGACCUAAAAAAGGAGAAGCUUUCCGUAAUAAUGAUCGACAGGCGAUGGAAGAUGCACAAGUUGCGACUGAAUUGUGGAAGCUGCUUGAACCAAUCGUUCAAGAACCAUUGAGAGUGAACAAGCGGCCGAUAGGACUGAAUUCUAACAUACGGAUAUACCGAUACAGAAAAGGGCACUCGUUUGGCCCACAUUAUGAUGACAGUGUGCAAGACAAGCAUACAGGUCUAUGGACAGAAUGGACACUCCUCGUGUACUUGAAUCAGGACAUGCUGGGUGGUGAGACAGUUUUUUUCCCUGACCGGAAGACGGAUCCUCCCAUUGUUGUGAAACCACAAAGAGGUAUGGCCUUACUUCAUCGCCAUGGAACCCACUGCCUACUUCACGAGGCAAAGCAAGUGCUUCAGGGUGAAAAAUGGGUACUUCGAAGUGAUGUUGUUGUUGGUUGAAUUAUUAUUUUUUGAAAUGAACAAUGAGUCUGCAUACAAUAGAAAGAUAAAAAUAAACUGUUUUAUUUUAAGCCUCUAAGGGAGGGAAAUAGUUUAUGAAACAAAAAAGUGGUACGAAGGCCCAUAUUUAGUAGAUUGUUAUUUUCCAAAUCAUCAUCAUGUAAUCAUACUCAGUUACAAAGCGAC
Messenger RNA from Rhizopus microsporus ATCC 52813, 1014 nucleotides. RefSeq lists its product as uncharacterized. The record is from RefSeq and is a predicted model, not a curated record. The transcript is spliced from 2 exons. Gene Ontology annotation, cellular component: endoplasmic reticulum. Gene Ontology annotation, biological process: peptidyl-proline hydroxylation to 4-hydroxy-L-proline. Gene Ontology annotation, molecular function: procollagen-proline 4-dioxygenase activity; L-ascorbic acid binding; iron ion binding. NCBI's taxonomy places the organism in Eukaryota, Fungi, Mucoromycota, Mucoromycetes, Mucorales, Rhizopodaceae. Bases 1 to 828 code for a protein of 275 amino acids.